CUGCUCUACAAGUUGUUAAAAUAGAAAAUACACAAUAUACAUAAAAAUGUUGACACAAACAUGGUGUCUUAACAGAAAUUGCAGAGGUACAAAUUACCUGUCUCCAUGGUUGUCACCUCUAGAGGGCAAUCGGUGAGCCUGUGAGCCCUUCCGUGUCACUCAUUGUAUGACGCAACUUCCUGUAGUGUGGAAGAAGAGAAACUCCCCUUCCGGUUUUGUCGGUCCAUGCGUGGCAAUGCGAACACACGCGGAGAACCUGUCGAUCAAUCCUUGGCCAUCCACUCGGUAAGGCUUGAAAAUAAGCUUGCAAUUCGAUCCAUCCACAUUUCUAAUGUUGUUAUACAACUUUUGAUCCGUAUAUUGUGUUGUUUGAACCUUGUAGAGCAGUGUGACAUCCGAGUGUAAUAUUCACUGACUGACAUCCUGUGCAGUCAUUUCACUUGAUCAGCGGUCAGGUUUUUUGAUUGGGUGAUUCAAAUACCAUCUUAAUUCCCUGCACCUUGUGUGGAGAGGACGACAUCGCCCUUCCAGCCCAGGUGGAUGAGAGGCUCCGCAGUCUCUCCAACUCCAACACCCAUUCCCGAGAUCCAUCGAUCCGAUUCCCAGUGCAUACUGGGUGGCGAGCUACCUUAGAAUCUGGACACUGUGGUGCAGUGUUGACGUCCCCUCCCCCACGGUCUGUGCGGUAGGACAAUACUUAUACAGUGCACUGUUAGCUACAGAGAAACGGGCCCCAACUAACUAUGUAAACAAACUUUGGGAACUUUGAAAAAAGGGUUUCUAUUCUGCCGGCUUUUCUUAUUCUUGUUCAUUAUUUUUCAUAUACUGCAGUUGUUGUAAAUUUAUAUGUGCACUUUUCAAUACAUGUUUGGCCAUUCAACAUUCAAGUUCAUCGUUGUCUGUGUCAUUAUUGAUAUGCAACACUGGCUCUUAAAAACACUAGGAUUCUUCUGAUACUAGUCCAGUUCGAUAUUUACACCAUUGACUACUACUCACCUGUUUCCUCUAUUACUAGUUCGUAACUAGGGUUACAGAAUUGGCGAGCUAGCCAGGAGCCAGUCAUUUGCAUAUCAAUAUUGAAAUUGUGUCCAAUAUGGAUUUUGUACAAAACUCUGGUGUUAAAGUCCCGAAUGCAGUCAUUGCUAGUGGGGUAACCGGUACCAAAGAACAGGAUGACCAAGUCAUUGAUUUUCUUAAGAAAUACGGCACUAUUGAAAGAUCCCUUUACGUUGAUGAUGAUUCGUCCCCGUUUUACAAUAACCUGAUCGUUGAAUACUCAAACUGCGAAGAUGUAGAAAUCUUAAAAGCAAUUUUGCCUUACAGCAAUCGCAUGAUACAUGGUGAACACAGUGUUGUUUAUACUGUUAAAACAUUAGGCAGUGUGUACACUACUGAAAUGGGCAGCGACGUUACCAAAACGUUCCUAAAUGACCUUAAAACCAUAGCUAAGCUAAGUGGCAAAGAGUAUGAGGAGGUGCCGCAAGAAAUGAUGUCCCAGAUUGGCAGGGAUAUUGGAGCUACGAGCCCUGUGACCGAAGAGGACUCAACUGUGCAUGUUGAGACCACUUUUGUGACCCCACAGCUCCUUUCCACCAGUGAACAGUCUGAACAGUCCCCCAUUUUAUCCUCAAAUGCCUCUCAGAAUAACAUUGGUCUCAAUGUCGCUGACUCAGCCCCCAUUUCUAGUGAAAGAAGAGCCCCUUUACUUUUAGUAAGUGACUUGAAUCCCCCAGAGAUACAGAAGGUUGUGGUUGAGCAUAUUGUGAGAAGGGAAGAUGUAAGCUCACACUUGCAGUCUCCAGUAAGGCUCCGUUCCUUUUCCGGCAAGACUCCCAAACCCAACAAUGAAACCGAUUACGACACUUGGCGCUCACAUGUUGAGUUGCUCAUGAAAGAUCCGAACAUGUCCCCUUUCCAAAUAUCCAGAAGGAUUCUGGAAAGCUUGCUUUCACCCGCAGCCGAAGUAGUCAAAGGGCUACGGCCUGAUUCACCACCUUUAACCUACCUGGAGCUGCUCGACUCAGCCUUUGGCACCGUCGAGGAGGGAGAAGAGCUUUUUGCACAAUUCCUAAAUACUUACCAAGAUCCUGCUGAAAAGUCCUCCACUUACCUCCAUCGGCUGCAGGCAGCUCUUAACCUUGUUGUGAAAAGAGAGGGAGUUGCACCUGAAGAAGUAGACAACCAUCUCCUUAAGCAGUUUUGUAGGGGGUGUUUCGAUUUUUCUCUGCUUUCUACUCUGCAACUAGACCAAAAGAAAAGCAGCCCACCUUCAUUUUCAGCACUCCUGCUAAUGGUGCGAACUGAAGAGGAUCGGCAGCAGCAGAAAUCUAUUCGCAUGAAAAAACACUUUGGUGCCACAAAACAGCGAGCCCAACUUCAGUCUCAAGGCGCAUGUGCUUGGGCUGAGCCAGAAAGGAAAACAGAAGUCAGUCCCAAUGUUAUUGAGGAACUUAUGAGGCAGGUGGCAAGCCUGCAAAGUCAAUUAACCACUUUUAUGACUCAGGAAAAGAGCAAAGGUUCCAAUAAGGGAGCUGAAAAUAAAUCCCAAAGCAAAGUACCAGACAAUGCAAAUGCAGACACGCAGAAGCAGACAAGAGAAAAGCAAAGAGGCAGACCAAGACCCUGGUACUGCUUUAAUUGUGGAGAAGAUGGGCACAUUUCGCCAUCAUGCACUGAAGCUGCAAACCCUGCCCUAGUGGCUAAAAAGAAAAAACAAUUAAAAGACAAGCGGCGUGCAUGGGAGGCGCAAAACCAUCCCAAUUCUCAUUUAAACGACUAACAGCUCCUGUUGUGGGACAAACAGGUGCUGAAAAGAGUCAACGUCCCCCAGUCGUGAAUGUCAAGAGCAAAGCUCAAGUAUGUAACAACUCAGAACAGUCAGAGAAAACUCAUCCAUUCAAACUCCCUAAGGGGUUGGUUGGUACCAAGAGUACGGCCUUAGUUAAGGUAAAGGAUGAAGAUGUUAACUGUCUACUUGAUACGGGAUCCCAAGUCACAACUGUUCCCCAAUCAUUCUAUGAACAGCAUUUCUCAGAACAAGAAAUUAAGCCCCUAUACAACCUCCUAGAAGUGGAGGGAGCGGCAGGUCAAUUUGUUCCCUACAUAGGUUACAUUGAAUUGGCUAUAACUUUUCCAAAAGAGUUUGUAGGGAUACCAGUUGAUGUAACUACACUUGCUCUGGUAGUCCCCGACAUUAAACUCACCACAGAGUCCCUUGUACUGAUAGGAACCAAUACACUUGAUGUCCUGUAUGACAUCUACUCCAAAGCUGGAAUGACACACCAGCCAAUUCCACAUGGCUACAGAGCAGUCCUCAAAAUACUUGAGGUGAGACACCAACAGACGAGCAACACUGUGCCUCGUUGUGCAGUGAGGCUGCAAGGAAAGAGUACACAAGUUAUCCCAGCUGGAGAAACUGUUGUACUGGAAGGAAUUGCUCCAUUGGAUGGAGUACAGAAUGAAAAGUCUGUUGUCAUUGAACAACCAGCUUCACCUUCCUUACCAGGGGGCUUACUAGUGAAAGCUGGCUUGGUAGAUCUCCCCCAACGGGAGCCUUACAAGCUACCGGUUGUAAUCUGUAACGAGUCCAACUGUGACGUGAUAUCGGGAGAAGAAGACGACAGAGAUAUGACGUCGUUUAGCUGCCAGCUUGUUUAUUAACAGCUUGGUGUGUAAAUGAGAUGUGUAAUUAAACCAAAGAGAUGUGGUGUGACUAAAUGUGAGCACUUAUCUGAGCGUGGUUGUCAGAGGGUGUUGAAGGUGCGUGUUGAUCCAGGCGGAAGUCCAAAUAAGGGCAAGGCAGGCUCGAGCGUCGGAGGACAGGCGGAUAGUCAAGGACAGGAGCGCGGCGUCGUGGUCGGGUGACAGGCGUGAGGUCGAAAAUCCAGGAAGGCAAGGGGGUUCCACAGGGAGGUCCAAAGUGACAAGACACACAGCUUGACCACGAGGAAGGAUGACGGGGAGCUGGAGAAGACACAACACAGGAGACGAUGAGCACGACGGGAAGGAAGCACAGGGAGAACAAAUGCACAUGUAGGAGAGCGAGAAACGUAUGGGCUUACCGUACUGGAUACGAGAAGCUACGUUCUGGCGUCGGAUCUCAGGUUGCGCUGGUUUAAGAAGGCUGAUCGCUCAUCAUGGACAGGUGCGUAGAUUGCAGAGCGUUUGCAGCCGGGCGGAAGCGCGCUUGCAGCAGAGAGAGAGCGCCCAUGGGCGUGGCCUGCGGUGCGCUCGUCAGGGCACGCAACAGGAGGAGACGCAGCAGAAGUGUGACCCAUAACAGGACCCCCUCCCCCCUUAUGCGAGACUCCCGACGAGCUUCGGGGUGCCUCAGGGUGAGUUCUGUAAAAAUCUUCAAUAAGGGAAGGGUCGGCGAUGUAAGAAGCCGGGACCCAUGAUCUGUCCUCAGGUCCAUAGCCCUACCAGUCCACGAGGUAGACCCAUCCUCUUCCUUGUCGUCGGACCUUGAGAAUCUCCCUGACGGUCCACACCUGGUCCCCAUCCUCGAGAACCCUAGGCGGAGGGGGGGCAGGGAUGGGGGGCGACAGUGAACUGUUGGUUACUGGUUUUACCUGAGACACGUGAAACACCGGGUGGGAUCUCAUGGACCCAGGGAGGUCCAGGCAAACUGCGGCAGGAUUGACUCUGGAUCUGACUGUAAAAGGUCCAACGAAACGUGGUGCCAACUUCUGAGAGGAUAUCGGGAGGUGAAUGUCCUUGGCCCGUAACAGCACCUGCUGUCCGGGCUGAUAGUCGGGAGCUGGGAUGCGCCGCCGGUUGGCGUUACGACGCAUCUUCUCAGAUGCCUUCAAUAAGGCAGCGCGGGCAGACCUCCACACCUUGCGGCAUCGUCUCAGGUGAGCUCUGGUGGAAGGAACUGCCACUUCGAUCUCCUGGGAGGGAAAUAAAGGAGGUUGAAAACCUUGCCAGCAUUCAAAAGGGGACAUACCAGUAGCCGCGCAGGUCAUGGAGUUAAAGGAGUACUCCACCCAUGGAAUGAACUUGCACCAGGAGUUGGGCUGUUGAGCAGCCAUACAGCGCAGCAUGGUCUCCACCCCCUGGUUGGCCCUUUCCGCUUGUCCAUUGCUCUGGGGGUGGUAGCCAGAAGUCAGGCUGACCGUGGCUCCAAUCCCCUUGCAGAAAGCUUGCCAGACCCGGGAAAUACAUUCGGGACCACGAUCAGACACAAUGUCGGUGGGGAUCCCGUGAAUUCUAACCACAUGCUGAACGAGCAGUUCUGUGGUCUCGGCCGAGGAUGGGAGUUUGGGCAAGGGUAUGAAAUGGGCCGCCUUGGAAAACCUGUCGAUUAUGGUGAGGAUUGUGGUGUUACCUUUAGAGGGGGGAAGUCCAGUAAUGAAGUCAAGAGCGAUGUGUGACCAAGGUCGACUCGGGAUCGGAAGGGGAUGUAAGAGUCCAGCAGGAGGGCUGUGGUCUGCCUUGUUCCGGGCGCAGAUGCAGCAGGCGGCGAUGAAUUCGCGAGUAUCCGCCUCCAUGGAAGGCCACCAGAAGCGGCGUCGAAUGAAUGAUAGCGAUCUAUGGAUUCCGGGAUGACAUGUAAACAGACUUGAGUGUGCCCAGUCGAGUACCUUGCUCCUUAAGGGUUGCGGAACAAAAAGUCUAUUGGGGGGUCCGUUCCCAGGACCAGGGUCGGACCGUAGCGCCGUCCUGACCAGGCCCUCGAUUUCCCAAGUUACCAUCCCGAAGAUGCGGUUCGGGGGAAGGAUGGUCUCUGCAGUUUGUCUAGUUGUGGGUUCCUCAGAGAAGAUCCGCGAAAGAGCGUCAGCCUUGCCAUUGCGUGAACCGGGUCUGUAGGUGAGAGUGUAAUUGAAUCGGCCGAAGAACUGUGACCAGCGUGCUUGCCUGUCAUUAAGUCUCUUUGCGGAACGGAUGUGAAUAAGGUUGCGGUGGUCGGUCAGGACCAGGAACGGAUGUUUAGCCCCCUCCAGCCAGUGUCUCCAUUCAACCAAAGCUUCGUGGACGGCCUACAGUUCUCGGUUCCCUGCAUCAUAGUUCCUCUCGGCUGGGGUUAGGCGUCUGGAAAAGAACACACAAGGGUGCAACACAUUAUUCUCAUUAGCUCUUUGGGACAAUACUGCUCCAAUCCCAGAAUCAGAUGCAUCUACUUCCACCGUGAACGGCUUGUCAGGGUCAGGGUGUACCAGGAUGGGAGCGGAACUGAAACUCCUCUUGAGGCUCAAGAAUGCGCUGUCUGCGUCCUUGUUCCAGACAAAAACUGUAUUGGUAGAAGUUAGCGUGUGAAGGGGUGCGGCUACCUUGCUGAAGUCAAGUAUGAAGCGACGGUAGAAACCCGCAAAGCCUAAGAAUCUCCUAAGCUCAGUACGAGUGGUGGGUUGGGGCCAAUCCACCACUGCCUUGACCUUCUUGGGGUCGGCUCGGAUGUUACCCUUCUCGAUGAUGUGACCCAAGAAGUUAACUGAUGACGAAUGGAACUCGCACUUCUCUGCCUUGACGAAAAGACGAUUCUCAAGGAGGCGCUGGAGAACAAGGCGGACGUGCUGUUGAUGGUCCUGCAGGUUGUGAGAGAAAAUCAGAAUAUCAUCAAGAUAUACGAACACAAACUUCUCGAGCAUGUCUCUCAGCACGUCGUUAACAAGAGUCUGGAAAACGGCUGGGGCGUUGGUCAGGCCGAAGGGCAUGACCCGGUACUCAAAGUGACCCAAGUGUGUGUUAAAGGCCGUCUUCCAUUCGUCCCCCUUCCUAAUCUGGACAAGAUGGUAUGCAUUACGGAGAUCCAGCUUGGUGAAAACGGUAGCAGGGGCAAGAGGUUUGAAAGAAGAGCUCAUGAGUGGUAGGGGAUACCGGUUCUUGACCGUGAUGAGGUUGAGUUUGCGGUAGUCGAUGCACGGACGUAAGGACCCAUCCUUCUUACCGACAAAGAAGAAUCCAGCGGCUACCGGUGAUUUAGAGGGGGUGAUGAUACCAGAUGCGAGUGAUUCCGUGAUGUAGUCUGACAUGGCCUCUUUCUCGGGUAUGGAUAGGUUAUACAGGCGGCUAGAGGGGAGUACUGCUUCGGGUAUGAGAUCAAUGGCACAGUCGUAUGGUCUGUGCGGGGGUAGUGAAAGUGCCUGUUCCUUACUAAAUACAGCAGCAAGGUCAUGAUAGACAGCGGGAACCCCAGAUAGGUCAGAUGGGGAAGAUUUGAGCUUGGGGUUCUCCGAGACGGGGUCUGCUGCUUUGAGGCAGUUUGCAUGACAAGCCGUGCUCCAGGCUAGGAUCCUCCCUGAGAUCCAGGAAAUCUGGGGGUCGUGCUGGCGAAGCCAAGAACGGCCGAGGACAAGAGGGGCGACAGGGGCGUUGAGGAUCAACAAGCUAAUUUGCUCAGUGUGGUUGCCAGACAGGGUAAGAGUGACUAGUGCGGUACGGUGGGUGAUGGGUCCCAGGGGAUGCCUAUCCAAGGCCUGAGCUGGUAAGGACUUGUCCAGAGGCAGAAGCUCAAUCCCGGCUUGACAGGCGAAAUCACGGUCCAUGAAACUCUCAUCUGCUCCAGAGUCCAAAUAUGCUCCCACCUUCAGUCUUUUAGUCUUCCAGGACAACGUUGCGGGGAAAAGAAUGCCAGGGUCACUAUUGCUCUGGGGAAAUAUGGUGUGGCUCACAAGUACUCCCCUAACUAGUGAGCCUGAUCUUUUGGUCGUGUGGGGCAGGUCUUGAUCACGUGACCUGCACACCCACACUAGAGGCAGAGGCGCUGCCUGAACCUCCUCUCCCGUUCCUCCGUGGCAAGUCGAGUCCUGCCCAACUGCAUGGGUUCCACCCCGCUGGUAGGUGCAGGGAAAAAGCCAGACUGGUCCACCAAGUGAGGGCCCUCAUCCCGAGCUUUGGCCGCGGUAGGGGAGUAGGAAGCGGUCCGAUUUUCCCACGCCGGCCGUCUGGUCCUCUCGCGGGCAGCAAGUCUUUGUUCCGCUGCUCGUUCCCUUAGUCUUUGGUCCAUAAGCAGGGCCAGCUGGAUGAGGUCAUGGUAGGUGGCUGGUCGGUCACGCAACAAUCCGUCCUUUAUUUCGUCAGAGAGGCCCCGACGGUAGGCGCUCAACAAGGCCUUGUUAUCCCACCCGCUGUCGGCGGCCAGGGUGCGGAACUCGAGAGUGUAGUCCGCUACAGAACGAGAACCUUGCUGGAGGGAGUGAAGACGUGAGGCGGCGUCUCCUCCCUCAGCGGGGUGGUCAAAAACUGCCCGGAACUCAGCACGAAAAGCAGCAAAGUUUGUGCUGAGACUAAGGUUGCGGUCAACAGCUACCGUUGCCCACUGGAGAGCCCUUCCGGUCAACAGUGAAAAAAUAAAAGCUAUCUUGGCCCCGUCAGAAGUGUAGCGGGAGGGCUGAUGACGAAACACCAUGUCACACUGGACCAGGAAGCCACGGCAAAGCUCAAAAUCCCCCUCAAAAGCUC
Molecule: messenger RNA, 8403 nt
Organism: Entelurus aequoreus (snake pipefish)
Lineage: Eukaryota; Metazoa; Chordata; Actinopteri; Syngnathiformes; Syngnathidae
Exons: 2
Coding region: 1094-2779 (561 amino acids)
Molecular function (GO): nucleic acid binding; zinc ion binding
Source: RefSeq, a predicted model, not a curated record